Molecule: messenger RNA, 1308 nt
Organism: Lobosporangium transversale
Lineage: Eukaryota; Fungi; Mortierellomycota; Mortierellomycetes; Mortierellales; Mortierellaceae
Product: Polymerase/histidinol phosphatase-like protein
Exons: 3
Coding region: 168-1262 (364 amino acids)
Biological process (GO): L-histidine biosynthetic process
Cellular component (GO): cytoplasm
Molecular function (GO): histidinol-phosphatase activity
Source: RefSeq, a predicted model, not a curated record
CUUCUCAUUCCUAUUUGCUAACAACAUCUCAUUUCUGGACUUUACAUUCCUUUCUUCCCUUCACUUUUCUCUCGCUUAAGCUCUGAGUAAAUGGCCUCGAUAGAGAACAAUAAUAACAACUUAACCAGGGUUAUGUUUUCGUUCCACUCACACUCAGGACAGUUUGUAUGCAUGCCAAGGGUACGCUUGAGCAAGUUGUUCAGUCGGCGAUCCAGCGUGGAUUCACAAUCUAUGGCCUCUCCGAGCAUAUGCCUCGUUAUCGUCCUGAUCAGCUUUAUCCUGAAGAGUCCCAUUUGACAACUCAAGAUCUAGAAAGGAUGUAUGACCAGUUCUUACAGGAGGCUGUGCGUCUUCAACAGAAAUACAAGGAUCAGAUUUGUCUCCUAAUCGGCCUUGAAACCGAAUACUUUGGACCUGAAUCUAUUGAGUAUGUUCGGAAUCUUCGACAACCUUAUCGACAGACCUUAUUUGGCCCCACAGAUACUUCAUCUUCUACAACUACAGCUACAGCUACAGCUACAACAUUAACAACGGCUGGUACUGUUCCUCCACCAAUCACAUUGCCGCAGGUACAAUAUAUUGUGGGUUCAUUGCACCAUAUCCAUGGAAUCCCAUUGGAUUUCUCACAGGAAUUGUAUCUCGAGGCACUGGAGAAAGUGGGUCAUGGAUCAUGGCAAGUCUUGUUCCGAGAAUAUUUUGAUGCACAGUUUCAAAUGCUUCAAGGACUUCAGCCGGAAGUUGUGGGACAUUUGGAUCUGGUGCGCAUCUUUUUUAGUGCCAUUAAUGGAUGUCAUCAUCAUCAGGGUAAAGAUCAAAAUAAAAGUCAGGAACAACAUGAACAAGAAACAGCCAGGCAGAACCAAAACAAACUAACACCAGAUCUUUGGGAACUUGUGAGACGCAACGUUGACUAUGUAGUCGGUUAUGGCGGACUGUUUGAGCUUAAUUCACGAGCUUGGAAGAAAGGGCUUGCGGAUGCCUAUCCUCAGCGGGACAUUCUCGAACAUAUCCUCUCAAAAGGAGGAAGGAUUACACUCUCGGACGAUUCUCAUGGACCCGACGAUGUCGGUAUGUUCUACAACCCAAACUUGAAGGCAUACCUUGAGCAGAUGAAAAUCGACCAGGUGUAUUACCUCGCUCCCAAUGACAGUGAGGAUAUCUAUACUGAACAUGCUUCACAGGGGGCAAAAGUAAAUGAAUCUUUCCAACAUGUCCAUGUCCGCUCAAUACCUUUAGCUUCAUUGAAGUUUUACGAAAAUUAGAAUAGGACAUGUAAAAAAAAGAAAAACAUUAAGGAAGAAAUAUGAG